Molecule: messenger RNA, 1314 nt
Organism: Vicia faba (fava bean)
Lineage: Eukaryota; Viridiplantae; Streptophyta; Magnoliopsida; Fabales; Fabaceae
Source: the annotation of a GenBank genome assembly
AUGAGCCGCUACGACAGCCGUUCCUCCGACCCCACUUCCUACCGCGACCGAAGAACUGACUCUGGCUUAGGUGGUGGUGGAGGAGGUUCUGCUGCUGCGCCUUCGAGUAGAAGAGAUGGGUCAGGUUCUCCUAAGAAGAUUAAUUUGGAUGGGUUGCCUCAUUUUGAGAAAAACUUCUACAAUGAAUCGCCUUCUGUCAGGGCAAUGACUGAGGCUGAAGUUACUGAGUAUCGGCUACGCCGCGAAAUUACUGUUGAAGGCAAAGAUGUUCCUAAACCUGUUAAAUCCUUUUCUGAUGCUGCUUUUCCAGAAUAUGUACUGGAAGAAGUUAAAAAAGCUGGCUUUGUUGAACCUACACCUAUUCAGUCUCAAGGUUGGCCAAUGGCUUUGAAGGGACGUGAUCUAAUAGGAAUUGCAGAGACAGGAUCAGGGAAGACACUUGCUUAUUUGUUGCCUGCCAUAGUGCAUGUUAAUGCUCAGCCAAUUCUAGAUCCUGGGGAUGGUCCUAUUGUGUUAGUUUUGGCUCCAACACGUGAACUUGCCGUCCAAAUUCAACAAGAGGCUACUAAAUUUGGUGCAUCGUCAAGGAUUAAGAGCACAUGCAUAUAUGGUGGGGUUCCUAAAGGGCCUCAAGUACGCGAUCUUCAGAAAGGUGUUGAAAUUAUGAAGCUGAUAGGAUGUUGGACAUGGGGUUUGAUCCUCAAAUACGGAAAAUUGUCUCUCAGAUUCGUCCAGACCGUCAGACUUUGUACUGGAGUGCUACAUGGCCAAAGGAGGGUCGAACAAUUGGCAAGGCAGUUCCUUUACAAUCCAUACAAAGUAAUUAUAGGUUCUGAAGUUUUAAAAGCCAACCAUGCUAUAAAGCAAUAUGUUGACAUUGUUCCUGAAAAGCAAAAAUAUGAUAAAUUGGUGAAGUUGUUGGAGGACAUCAUGGAUGGAAGCAGAAUAUUGAUAUUCAUGGAUACUAAAAAAGGGUGUGAUCAGAUUACUAGGCAGCUCCGCAUGGAUGGGUGGCCGGCACUUUCAAUUCAUGGAGACAAAAGUCAAGCAGAAAGAGAUUGGGUGCUUUCAGAGUUUAAAUCUGGAAAGAGUCCUAUAAUGACUGCAACGGAUGUUGCAGCUCAUGUGAAGGAUGUGAAGUACGUGAUAAAUUAUGACUUCCCGGGAUCACUAGAGGAUUAUGUUCACCGCAUUGGAAGGACUGGGAGAGCUGUUCUGAAUUGGCAGCAAUGGGGCGCGGUUGCACCUCCUCCACCUUCAGGGGGCUUCCGAGACCGUGGGAAGAGUUUUGGCAGCGGUCGCCCAUGGAGCUGA